This is a messenger RNA of Liolophura sinensis, 513 nucleotides long. RefSeq names its product antigen LPMC-61-like. Lineage: Eukaryota; Metazoa; Mollusca; Polyplacophora; Chitonida; Chitonidae. The record is from RefSeq and is a predicted model, not a curated record. The coding region runs from base 1 to 513 and encodes 170 amino acids. The transcript has a single exon.
AUGAAGCCUGGUAGACAGGUAGAGACUACCAAACCUCAACAGAAGUGGAUGAAUCCAUGUAGACAGGUAGAGACCACCAAACCUCAGCAGAAGUGGAUGAAGCCAGGUAGACAGGUACAGACCACCAAACCUCCUCAGAAGUGGAUGAAGCCAAGUAGACAGCAGAGGUGGAUGAAGCCAGGUAGACAGGUAGAGACCACCAAACCUCAGCAGGAGUGGAUGAUGCUAGGUAGACAGGAAGAGGAGACCGCAGAACCUCAACAGGAGUGGAUGAAGCCAGGUAGACAGGUAGAGACCACCAAACUUCAGCAGGAAUGGAUGAAGCCGGGUAGACAGGUAGAGACCACCAAAUCUCAGCAGAAGUGGAUGAAGCCAAGUAGACAGGUAGAGACCACCAAACCUCAGCAGGAAUGGAUAAAGCCGGGUAGACAGGAAGACGAGACCACAGAACCUCAACAGGAGUGGAUGAAGCCAGUUAGACUGGUAGAGAAGGCCACAGAACCUCAACAAUAA